AUGCCUGAACUAGAAUCCAAAUUAGUGCAAGAAUUACAACAGGAUGGCUGCGUUGUUGCUUGUCGGUUUCCUCUUCCGUCUUGGGAACCAGUUGCUACCAUAGGGGAGGGUAUUGAUACAGUUUGGCUUUAUAGAAAACCUUUAACAAAUUCUCAGCAAAAACAAUUAUGAAAUAAAUGACCAUAUGGAUUCAAGAUAAUUCCUGAUUAAAAUGCUAUAUUGAAAGUUGUAAAUAAUGUGAUUUAAAAUAAAUGUUUUUAAAUUUACAA
Cherax quadricarinatus is the source of this 269-nucleotide messenger RNA. The record is from RefSeq and is a predicted model, not a curated record. NCBI's taxonomy places the organism in Eukaryota, Metazoa, Arthropoda, Malacostraca, Decapoda, Parastacidae.